UAUAUAUGGACAGAGCACAGUUCAUUCAACAUCAUUUCACAGAAGCUAGAGUUCAGAAUAGACAAAAGAGGAGACACAAGUUGCAGCGAGAGGCUAAUACCAGUUGAAGCACCGCCAAGGCCGUUUUUUCAUUGACAGUAUCUUCAUUAAGGUAUUUUUCUCAUAGAUUUGAGUACAAAGCAGCAAAGAUGAAGCUGUUGUGGGUUGUUCUGUUAGUAACCGGCACCGUGUUUGCCGAUGACGACGACAAGAAGGAGAAUGUGGGGACUGUGGUUGGGAUCGACCUGGGCACAACCUACUCCUGUGUUGGAGUGUUCAAGAAUGGCCGUGUGGAGAUCAUCGCCAAUGACCAGGGUAACCGCAUCACCCCCUCAUAUGUGGCCUUCACCAGUGAGGGUGAGCGUCUGAUUGGUGAUGCUGCCAAGAAUCAGCUGACCUCUAACCCCGAGAACACUGUCUUUGAUGCCAAGAGACUGAUUGGUCGCACUUGGGGCGACUCCUCUGUGCAGCAGGACAUCAAGUACCUGCCCUUCAAGGUCACUGAGAAGAAGAGCAAGCCCCAUAUUCAAGUUGACAUUGGUGGUGGCCAGAUGAAGACAUUUGCUCCAGAGGAGAUCUCUGCCAUGGUGCUGACCAAGAUGAAGGAGACAGCAGAAGCUUAUUUGGGCAAGAAGGUCACACACGCUGUGGUCACUGUCCCUGCCUACUUCAAUGAUGCCCAGCGUCAGGCCACUAAGGAUGCUGGAACCAUCGCUGGUCUGAAUGUCAUGAGAAUCAUCAAUGAGCCAACUGCUGCUGCCAUUGCUUAUGGCCUGGACAAGAAGGACGGCGAGAAGAACAUUCUGGUGUUCGAUCUGGGCGGUGGCACCUUUGACGUCUCCAUCCUGACCAUUGACAACGGUGUGUUUGAAGUGGUGGCCACCAACGGUGACACUCAUCUGGGAGGUGAGGACUUUGACCAGCGCGUCAUGGAGCACUUCAUCAAGCUGUACAAGAAGAAGACUGGCAAAGAUGUGCGCAAAGACAACCGUGCUGUGCAGAAGCUACGUCGUGAGGUUGAGAAGGCAAAAAGGGCUCUGUCUGCCCAGCACCAGGCCCGCAUCGAGAUCGAAUCCUUCUUUGAGGGAGAGGACUUCUCUGAGACCCUGACCCGUGCCAAGUUUGAAGAGCUGAACAUGGACCUGUUCCGUUCCACCAUGAAGCCUGUGCAGAAGGUGCUGGAAGACGCCGACCUGAAGAAGUCUGACAUUGACGAGAUUGUCCUGGUCGGAGGCUCCACCCGUAUCCCCAAAAUCCAGCAGCUGGUGAAGGAGUUCUUCAAUGGCAAAGAGCCUUCCAGAGGCAUCAACCCUGAUGAGGCUGUGGCAUAUGGAGCUGCUGUGCAGGCUGGAGUGCUUUCUGGAGAGGAGGAUACUGGUGAUGUGGUUCUUCUGGAUGUGUGCCCCCUGACUCUUGGUAUUGAGACCGUUGGAGGAGUAAUGACCAAACUGAUCCCCAGGAACACUGUGGUGCCCACCAAGAAAUCCCAGAUCUUCUCUACAGCCUCUGAUAACCAGCCUACUGUCACCAUUAAGGUCUAUGAAGGUGAGCGUCCUUUGACGAAAGACAACCACCUGCUGGGCACCUUUGACCUGACUGGCAUCCCCCCUGCCCCUCGUGGUGUGCCGCAGAUUGAAGUCACCUUUGAGAUUGAUGUCAACGGUAUUCUGCGUGUCACUGCUGAGGACAAGGGCACCGGCAACAAGAACAAGAUCACAAUCACAAAUGACCAGAACCGCCUAACACCUGAGGAUAUUGAGCGCAUGGUGAACGACGCUGAGCGCUUUGCCGAUGAAGACAAGAAGCUGAAGGAGAGGAUCGAUGCCCGCAACGAGUUGGAGAGCUACGCCUACUCCCUGAAGAACCAGAUCGGCGACAAGGAGAAGCUUGGUGGCAAACUGUCCGAUGAUGACAAGGAGGCCAUUGAGAAGGCAGUGGAGGAGAAGAUCGAGUGGAUGGAGUCGCACCAAGAUGCUGAGCUGGAAGACUUCCAGGCCAAGAAGAAGGAGCUGGAGGAGGUGGUCCAACCCAUCAUCAGCAAGCUUUACGGUAGUGCAGGUGGACCUCCACCUGAGGGUGCUGAGGGUGAGCAUGAUGACAAGGAUGAGUUGUAGGCAGGUUUGAAGUCUUCUGUCGCCCCUUGCCCUUCUAGUGGUGGCAUCUGUACAUAUUGAACUGAUGGGACUCAAAUAGUGAGAGGAAUGGCAGGGAAGGGGUGACGAUAACAAGCAACCAUACUGAAUCUUCUGAAAGACUUGAAAAUAGGUUUCAGUGUGUAAGAGGUGUUCUCUUCGCUGGAAGGCGGAGAUAUUCGUCAGCCCGGAUAUGAGGCUUGUUGCUGCUGUUCUCAGGCAGUCCUGAUGGGGUUCUGUAAUGGGGAGGGACUCAGUUGGGCGGAUGGUUGGGAGGGCAGGUAUUUGUGGAUACAUUGAGUAGAGUGUCUGUGAGAUCAAGGGCUCUUCAUGUUCACAGACAGCGCUAAAAGUUAUUUAUUGAAUCUGGUCACUGUACUUCUGGAAAGAAAUUGAAAUAAAUGUUUGAUACAAACUGCUA
Acanthochromis polyacanthus (spiny chromis) is the source of this 2592-nucleotide messenger RNA. RefSeq names its product endoplasmic reticulum chaperone BiP. Lineage: Eukaryota; Metazoa; Chordata; Actinopteri; Pomacentridae. The record is from RefSeq and is a predicted model, not a curated record. Gene Ontology annotation, cellular component: nucleus; endoplasmic reticulum chaperone complex; endoplasmic reticulum lumen. Gene Ontology annotation, biological process: cellular response to unfolded protein; endoplasmic reticulum unfolded protein response; protein refolding. The transcript has 9 exons. Gene Ontology annotation, molecular function: ATP hydrolysis activity; misfolded protein binding; ATP-dependent protein folding chaperone. Bases 189 to 2153 code for a protein of 654 amino acids.